This is a messenger RNA of Aureobasidium melanogenum CBS 110374, 879 nucleotides long. Its product is annotated as mitochondrial carrier. The transcript has a single exon. The coding region runs from base 1 to 879 and encodes 292 amino acids. The record is from RefSeq and is a predicted model, not a curated record. Lineage: Eukaryota; Fungi; Ascomycota; Dothideomycetes; Dothideales; Saccotheciaceae. Gene Ontology annotation, biological process: mitochondrial citrate transmembrane transport.
AUGGGCGACAAACAUGAAAAACACACAAAACCGAUAGUCUCUGUGAUCUCCGGCGGUAUUGCUGGGGGUGUGGAAGCUUCAGUAACAUAUCCCUUCGAAUUCGCCAAAACCAGAGCUCAAUUGCACGUUCGGAAAGCAGGAGUUCCAUACCCGAGGAAUCCAUUUGCUGUGGUAUUUCAGGUCUACAACCAAGAAGGAUUACGUGCGUUAUACAAAGGUUGCGGAGCUUUGGUGGUUGGUUCUGUUGGCAAAGAUGCUGUCAGAUUCUUGUCUUUCGACACAGUCAAGAAUCUCUUCAAGGAUCCCGAGACUGGUACUUUGUCGCCAUUGAGAAACAUGCUGGCUGGAAUGGCUGCGGGUGUUGUUGCGAGUGCCACUGCAGUCACACCUACAGAACGAAUCAAGACAGCUCUGAUCGACGAUGCCAGAGGAGCCAGACAAUUCACUUCAACCACGCAUGCCAUCAAGACAAUCUUAGCUGAAGACGGUUUCAAAGGCCUUUAUCGAGGCUUCGCCGGAACAACACUAAAGCAAGCCUCAGCAACAAGUUUCCGCAUGGGCACCUACAACAUCCUCAAAGACUAUGAGAAAAACCACCACAUUGAGCAAAACACGGUUACAAACUUUGCCAAUGGUGCUGUUGCUGGUACUACUACCACGUUAGCGACACAGCCUUUUGAUGUCAUCAAGACUAGGUCGCAGACUGCAAAGGCAACGACCACUUUGGAAGCUAUUGCGGGUAUCUGGAAGGAUGAUGGUAUUCGUGCUUUCUGGAGAGGCACGGUCAUGAGAUUGGGUCGUACUGUGCUAGCUGGAGGAGUGCUGUUUACAACAGCCGAGGCCGUCGCGAAGAUCAUCAACCCAAUCUUUGAUCGAUAG